This is a messenger RNA of Anopheles marshallii, 2586 nucleotides long. It is a transcript of the gene Rgl, whose product is annotated as ral guanine nucleotide dissociation stimulator-like 1. Lineage: Eukaryota; Metazoa; Arthropoda; Insecta; Diptera; Culicidae. Gene Ontology annotation, molecular function: guanyl-nucleotide exchange factor activity. Gene Ontology annotation, cellular component: plasma membrane. Gene Ontology annotation, biological process: positive regulation of GTPase activity; Ras protein signal transduction. Bases 1 to 2586 code for a protein of 861 amino acids. The record is from RefSeq and is a predicted model, not a curated record. The transcript is spliced from 7 exons.
AUGUUUUGUCCGAGUAACGAAACGCUUCAGAGCAUUACGGAAAAGACGAAAUUGCUGGCCCACAAGUGUACCCAGCAGAUUCGCAACAACAGCAACGCAGCGUCGGCCAACAUCGAUGCCGGUGGUGCGACAGGUGUUCAGCAACAGUCCACAACACCGGUUGUCGAUCCGCAGCGAUCGUGCAGCAAGGAUGGGGCGAACGGGAAGGAGGAUCGACCGGUGGGAAUGGCUGGUGGGACACUACGUUGCUUCUGUCCGUGCAAAGGAACGAUCAGCAAACUGAUGGGCAGGAAGUAUGCCGCUACUAGCAAAGAGGGUCAGAGUCAGCGCACCACCAAGUGGUAUGUCAAGCAGCCCACCUGGCGGUUAUGGGGCGAAGAGCGCGAGGAGAACGCCAUCUAUACGGUUUACCUUAAGAAGGUCCGGUACCAUCGACCAACACCCAGUGUCAGCAGCCAAGAUUCCGACGAUGAAAUAUCGCACCUGGAGUGGGAAACCGUGCGGGUGCGGUUCGUCAAGGCGGCCACCUUAUCGCGGCUGGUCGAUGCCCUCGCGACCGACGACGGCGAGCUCGAGAGCACGUUCGUGAACGUGUUUCUGAACACCUACCGUACCUUUGCCCAGCCGGAAAAGGUGCUGGAGCUGCUGCUCGACCGGUACGAAAAGCUGCACGCCGAGCCGGCCCUACUGCAGCCCGAGUCCCUGUCGGACCAGCACAAGAAAACUCUAGUCUCUGUUCUUCACGUGUGGCUCGAUGGGUUCCCCGAGGAUUGGGACACGGACAAUUUGCAACGAUUGCUAGCAUUCACCUCAAAGCGUUUGCCAAAAUCGGAAAUACAUAUGAAAGCUUUAAAUAGGUUUACGCAUAGGUUAGAUAAGUACAGUAGAAUACCACCACCGCUGCCAUGGUCCAACGAUUAUCACGAUUUCGCCGACCAGUUCGGUGGGCUCUGUCUGACACCCGCAUUCCGUGGUCCACCGUCCCACCUGCUAAACUCGUACCGAUUCCCCAACAUUCCGGUGAAACACUUUGCCGAGCAGCUGACCCGCAUGGACAUGGAGCUGUUCAAGCGGCUCAUACCGCACCAGUGCCUCGGUGCGAUCUGGUCCAAUCGGGAGAAGCACGAGAGCAGUUCGGUGCUGGCGACGGUCACCCAAUUUAAUGCGGUCUCGUUUCGCGUAAUCUCGAGCAUACUGAUCGAGCCACGGCUUAAACCCCAGGAACGGGCCCUGCUCAUCUCGACGUGGAUAGACAUUGCGCAGGAGUUGCGAUUGCUGAAGAACUUCUCCUCACUGAAGGCGAUCAUUUCCGGGCUGCAAUCGAACGCCGUGUAUAGGUUAUCGAAGACGUGGGCCGUAAUGCCAAGGGAUAAGUUGGAGCUUUACAACGAGCUGGCGCGGAUAUUCUCCGAAGACAAUAAUGCGUGGGCACAGCGGGAGGUGCUGAUGCGCGAGGGAACGGCCAAGUUCGCGGAUACAGUGGGCGAGAACGAUCGGCACUUGCAGAAGGUGUUCCAGAAGCAGAACACGCUCAUCAGCCACGGAACGAUACCGUACCUCGGUACAUUCUUAACCGAUCUGACCAUGAUCCAUGCUGCCAUUCCGGACACGUUACAGGACGGAUUGAUUAAUUUCGACAAGCGCCGGAAAGAGUUCGAGGUGUUGGCGCAGAUCAAACUGCUACAAGGUGCCGCUAACACGUACCACUUACCGGACGAUCCUCUGUUUGAUCGAUGGUUCGCUUCGUUGCUAGUGCUUGACGAACGAGAAGCACACACGCUGAGCUGUUCGUUAGAGCCGGCACCCGAAAUGACUAAACGACCACCAGCACAACAUCCGGGUGGUGGCGCAGGAGGAUUAGGAGGGGGAGGUGGAGGAACUCCGGGACAUAAGAAGAGCGAUUCGAUAGCGUCGAACUCGAGCAGCGGAGCCGGUUCUCAGUUCUACUGUGAUAUUAACAGCACAUCAAACGCAAGCUAUAGCUCACGCAACAACUCUCUCGAUCGUGAUGCUACUCCACCGAAUGCUUCGAUCUUGUCCGCCGCUAGUAGCGUCUCUUCCCUGUCGAUGGACUCCACCACAUCGGGCAGUCAACGUUCGAACCAUAAUGGAGGUGUUGGUAGUGUACGGACGCCACAGUCAAAUCGAUCGCAAUCCAACGGUACGGUUGCGAGCCGAAGCGCUAACGGUGGUGCCAGAGACCUCGAAACACCCAUCAUCAAUGGGCAGCUGGUGCAAAACUCACCGCUCAAGAGUAGCUCACCCGAUUUCUACAUCAUCAAGGUGACGUACGAGACGGAACAGGUCGAACUGGACGGAAUCGUGCUGUACAAGAGCAUCAUGCUCGCGAACAACGAACGUACGCCACAGGUCAUCCGGAACGCGAUGCUUAAGCUCGGCCUUGAAGGUGAUCCAGACCGCUACACCUUGGCACAGGUGCUCCCGGACAAGGAAUUACUGCUACCGAACAAUGCAAACGUGUACUACGCGGUCAACACCGCAUACAACCUUAAUUUCAUUCUGCGACCGAAGAAGGACACUACGGGUAGUAGCUCCUCGGUGCCGAGUUCCACCGGUCGUCCUUAG